Molecule: messenger RNA, 4072 nt
Organism: Oncorhynchus keta (chum salmon)
Lineage: Eukaryota; Metazoa; Chordata; Actinopteri; Salmoniformes; Salmonidae
Product: LHFPL tetraspan subfamily member 3 protein
Exons: 4
Coding region: 872-1549 (225 amino acids)
Biological process (GO): sensory perception of sound
Cellular component (GO): plasma membrane
Source: RefSeq, a predicted model, not a curated record
GGUGGACACAGAUCAACACCGAGAGAGAGAGAGAGAGAGAGAAAGCUGAAACUUCAAUAUUCUGCCUCGAAGGUCAGAGCCAACCUAGACUAAAUCAAAUAGGAGUGUUGCUUUUUAGAUUUAACAAUUUUAUUUCAGCUGUCUCCCAUUCCAUCAUUGCACUGUGGCAUGAGAGAGUGGGAUUAGGGGAUAGGCUGUAUUGCGCAUGGUGCUUUAUCAGAGGGGCUUUGAUAGGCCUAUCGGUUGUGACAGUCGGACUGCGCCUGCCUGGAAUACAGGUGUUCUUUGGUCAAAUAUGGACGCAGAGCGCAUCAUGCACAGUGAGCAGAUUGUCAACACUCGCGACUUCAUCAUCUCAGUUAAAUGCACCUCCGACACCUCGGGAAAAUCGGCAUUCGGUGGAAGAUGAGAUUGUAGCCUUGACCACUACGGUAGUGGCCACGUCUGUGAAUGGGGAUCUCAGCUGCUCUCGGUGGAUUGUAGCAAUUUUCAUUGAUUAUUCAUCUCUGUGCGCCCUCAAUCGAAUGCAGUUCUGACCGUAGGAUGCUUGUUUAGCCUACUAUGGCCGUUUCAAAUUAACACCCGGUGAUUAUUACAUGCUGUUAUCUCAGUGAUCAUUCAUUCAGAAGAUUCCUCCUCGGUAUUAUUCGUAAUAUCUCUCGGAUACCCAGCCUACCAUUCAAUAACGAUAAGGAGUGGCGGACCCAAGCACAGUGCAAGCUGCAAGGCUUUAGUAGGCUGAACACUCGCCCAGAGGGGAGCAGUUUAGUCGGGGAUAUCAUGUCACAUUGACGCGGCCGGGAUGUGCUUUGUGCUUGAUUAAAGCUCUGUGUGUGAACAGUUCGUAAAUGUAAAAACCUUUAGAGAUUGAAUGAUGGUGCCUGGGGCUCCAACAACCAUGCUUCCCGCUUCCGAGGCUGCCAAAAUCUACCAGACCAACUAUGUGAGGAACUCCCGCGCUAUCGGGGUUCUGUGGGCCAUCUUCACCAUCCUCUUCGCUAUAGUCAACGUGGUGUGCUUUAUCCAGCCCUACUGGAUCGGAGACGGGAUGGACACGCCGCAGGCCGGUUACUUCGGCCUCUUCCACUACUGCAUCGGAAACGGGCUGUCCCGGGACCUGACGUGCCAGGGCAGCUUCAUGGAGUUCAGCACGAUCCCUUCCAGCGCCUUCAAAGCCGCGUCCGUCUUCAUCGGGAUGUCCAUGGUGCUGGUCAUCGGAUGCAUCGGCUGCUUCACGCUCUUCUUCUUCUGCAGCACAGGCACCGUCUACAAGAUCUGCGGCUGGAUACAGCUGGCUGCGGGUACGUGCCUGAUUCUGGGCUGUAUGAUCUACCCAGACGGCUGGGACAGUGACGAGGUGAAAAGGAUGUGUGGGGAGCAGACAGACAAGUACACCCUGGGAGCGUGCUCCGUGCGCUGGGCCUACAUCCUGGCUAUCAUGGGCAUCAUGGACGCCCUGAUACUCUCCUUCCUGGCCUUCGUCCUGGGAAACCGUCAGGAUGGGCUGAUGGCUGAUGAACUGCUGGAUAAGACUGGUAAUUCCAUAUAAACAGCCAAAUACUGUACAAAGGUGUUGGUGCCCAUCAGAGGUAAAGAUAAUGUAACACAACGUUCCAGCUUUCAUACCUGUCACUCUGGAGGUGGAAAGGAGAGCUACUGCUGUUGGAAAGAACAGAACGAGAAAAGGACAAUUGAAUGAAAGGAGGAGACAUCCACUCCAAGAGAACCCACUUAGUAAAGACCAACCCCUACGGCCCCGUUAUCACCCAGACAUGACCUUGAGUGCAACAACAGAUGGAAGACUUCAUAUUGUUUUAUGAAAUCCGUUACUGAGUGGACACGGUAGGCCUAACGGGCGGCAGAUAGCCUAGUGAUUAGAGCAUUGGGUCAGUAACCGAAAGGUCGCUGGUUUGAAUACCUGAGCCGACAAGGUGAAAAAAAGUCUGCCGUUGUGCCCCCUGAGUAAGGCACUUAACCCUGAUUUGCUCCAGAGGCGCUGUACUACUGUGACUGACCCUGUAAAACAACACAUUUCACUGCACCUAUCCAGUGUAUGUGACAAUAAAACAUAUUAGGAAACAUAUGAGAAAAGGUUUGUUUGUGAAAAAGACCUUGAGAUUCUGUCCCACCAUUCAAGGCCCUAGCAUAGGAAAACACAAAUUAACCCAGCGAUUCCCAAACUCAGUCCUGGGGAUCCCAAGGGGUGCACGUUUUGGUUUUUGCCCUAGCAUUUGACCCAACUAAUUAAAAUAAUUAACUAAUCACCAAGCUUUGAAAACUUGAAUCAGCUGUGUAGUGCUUGGGGGAAAAAACAAAACAUGCACCCCUUGAGGUCCCCAGGACUGAGUUUGGGAAACGGUCAACUAACUCAUGACCACACAUGACCGCUAGGCUACAGCAUUGGAUUGUUCAGACGUCUGAUCAAACAGAGCUGUCGUCUUUAUUGUGUCAAACUCACCCCUGGACACAGACAGUACACAUGUACCUGAACUGUGGAUUCCUUCAUGACUUGUGUUCCACUCUUUGCUCUUCAUUGGGCUCAUCAUUGUAAGACUGUUUACAGUGGGUGAGCAUGGUCCAUGAGAACUGUAAGCACUGUCUGGAAGGGUGGAAGGGUCAGUGGUGCCUGGGAACCUUUGGACGUCCCUACACAAAACCCUAACCUUUAUCCUUACCUUAACCUUUUUAAAUAGAAUCUUCAACGGGGUGACAUCAGAAUUGGUACGUCCCAAGGAUCCCAUUUAGACGUGUCCCUACUGGAAGACAACGGCUGAACAGAGAGCGAUGCUCCACCACUGACACCACAUUAAAUGUGACCAAGUUGAAGGUAAAGAAGACAUUUUGUAGCUGUAAUGAAUGACUGUUGUGAUAGAAUCAGCGAGGUAGAGAUCAGCGCCAUGUAGGACUAGAGGUCAAGAGCAGGCUGCCAAUCAUAGUGUCCUCGGCAACCCUGGAGAAAACCAUGCUGAAGAACCAUGUAUUAAGUAGAAGAAAAAGCCUAUUAACAAAUAGAAAUAGCUGUUCUACGUGUUGGAAUAUUAUUUUGUCUCGACUAUGAUAUUUACAAUCGAUGGACAACACUUAACACCCAAUCGACAGUAUUGUAGAGUAUUGCCAUUUUACUAUGUGAAGAAGUGUUUCCAUAAAGUGUGGCUCAGUGUCUUGAAUUGUAUUAUCUGGGAAUAUAACCUUAGAAUCCAUCUGCAACUUUAUCACUAGUAGCAAUGUGUCCUUUAACGGAAAGUCAUUCUUGCUCUCUAUCCAGCACAUUUUAUCAAUGAAUACAAAUACAAUUUCUUGAAGGUCAAAAUAUGGACGUUAUGGCCAUAUAAAGGGACAGAACUGGUUGAAAAGAUCAGUAGCCUCCAGAGCCCAUGUAAACUCAAGUCACGUAGUUUACCACUGUCACACAAACAGGGCUGCAACGCAACUUUAUAACUAUUAUUUCAGCAGUCUACUGCCAGCAGCAUAGCACCCUGCAUCCCACUGCUGGUUUGCCCCUGAAGCAAAGCACGGUUGGUCCCGGUCAGUCCCUUGAUGGAAGACCGGAUGCUGCUGGAAACGGUGUUGGAGGGCCAAUAGGAGGCACUCUUUCAUCUGGUCCAAGGAGAUCCUAAUGCCCCAGGGCAGUGAAGGGGACAUUGCCCUGCAUAGGGUGCUGUCUUUCAGAUAGGAAGUUAAAUGGGUGUCUUAACUCUCUGUGGUCAUUAAAAAUCCCAUGGCAUUUAUUGUAAGAGUAGGGGGUUAAAUUCCCAACCUGGCCACCUAAUCAUCCUCCUAAUUGGCAUAUAUCACUUUCCAGCCGGUGAGUGUAGUGCUUUAUAAAUCCACGCUCAUUAUGUUAUAAAUGUGCCGAGUGUUCUUAUAGGGCUUCUGGGCUGAAACAAGCUCAACUUAACAUGUGAACCACAGAAAGCUGCUGUGGGGGCGGCUCAUAGUAAUGUCUGGGAACGGAGGCAAUGGAAUGGCAUAUCAUUCCACUGAUUCCAAUCCAGCCAUUAAUAUGAGCCAGUCCUCCCCAAUUAAUAAGGUGCCACCAACCUCCUGUGAUGUGAACUAAUCAACAUGUGAA